Molecule: messenger RNA, 186 nt
Organism: Helobdella robusta
Lineage: Eukaryota; Metazoa; Annelida; Clitellata; Rhynchobdellida; Glossiphoniidae
Exons: 1
Molecular function (GO): calcium ion binding
Source: RefSeq, a predicted model, not a curated record
GCAGACGUGGACGAAUGCCUGACCGAUGAAAACAACUGCACCAAAAACGCAUCAACCUGCAACAACACGUUGGGAUCUUUCGAAUGUUUGUGCAGACCUGGGUACCAAAGAAUCUCAACAUUUGUGUGUGCCCAAGUCACACAACCACUGCCAUCAUCAAAUGGUAUUUGUAGUGUUUAUAGAUAA